AUGGAGGAUAACAAACAAAAUAAUCCUAAGACAAUUUUUUUAUCAGAGGAUAUAGUUGAAGAGAUAUUUUACCAUCUUCCAAUAAAAUCACUCGCUAGAUCCAAAGUCUUGUCGAAAAAAUGGAGAUCGAUGAUCGAAUCAACCUAUUUUUCCCACAAGCGACUCGUUCGUACAGGAUUACCAACCCCUAAUAUGAAACUUCUAGUUGUUAGUCAACAACUAUCAGCCAAGUUUGAUAAACAAGAUUCAAACUCAAUAACUUUGUGUUUGGAUACUUUUUCUAGAGAUGAAGGAAAAUAUUGUCCUUCUUCUUCUAGUUACUACACUUUUCCUGACGAUUCAAUCGAUAAAUCUCAAAAGAAAACUAUUCAAGUCUUGGGGUCUUGUGAUGGAUUGGUCUUGAUUUGUAUCUACGAUGAUUUUAGGUACAUUUACUUGAUCAAUCCGACGACUAAAGAACACAUGACACUUUCUCCGUCAUUUUCGCAAUGGCCAUUUACUCUUAAAUUAAGGUUUACUGCAACGCCCAAUAAACCACGGAGAGAAGUUUCUCAACUAGUAUUGGGUUAUGAAGGUGAAUUAGAGAAGAUAAUACCGAGUCUUGCUGGAUUUGGCAAAGAUAUUGUUACAAAAUCAUAUAAGGUGAUUUUGAUAUAUCCAAGAGUUAUAAAUUAUGAUUUGGGUUGUUUCAAGGCCAAGAUCAUAUCCUUCGAUGAUGGUAAGCAAAGAGACACAGGUUUUUAUAGUUUAACUUAUCGUAGAUUCUGCAAACAGCAUUCAUCAGUCUACGCAAACGGAUCCCUCUUUUGGUUGACAUUAGAUAAUAUUUCGCACAAACUUUCAAUGCUACUAGCUAUCGAUCUUCAUACCGAAAAAUUUCGAUGGAUAAUGUUACCAAAGUGUUACGCAAAUAAGGCUACUAGUAUAGAAAUGUGGAGUCUCAAUGAUCGUUUGUGCGUAUCGGAUUUGCUAAACGGUUCAGAUUUGCGUGUUUGGAGUUUACAACAAGAAUAUCCUCCUGGCGAGAAAUGGGUGAGAAUAUAUUGUAUAAGUACCAGCCAGUUACAUGAAAAGUAUUGGAUGCUUGGUCUAGCGGCUGCCUAUUUUGGAAGUGUUAGAAAGAAUCGAUAUCAAGUUUCUUUGGCUAGACAAACAACAAUUUUUUUUUCGCCGACGAUGAUUUCUCCUGCAAGUUUGAUGCUCUGAUGUUGUUUUGACUUUCACUUGGUCAAAUCCAAACUGUUAAGUUUU
Molecule: messenger RNA, 1251 nt
Organism: Camelina sativa (false flax)
Lineage: Eukaryota; Viridiplantae; Streptophyta; Magnoliopsida; Brassicales; Brassicaceae
Source: RefSeq, a predicted model, not a curated record